AUGUGUCGUAAACCUCGUUUCGCCGACUGCACCAAUUCUUACCUAACGGGGGGCGUUAUAUUAGGUUGCGACACGCGUGCGAGGGUGAACACGAAGCUGACUAAUGUGGCCGUCACGAGUGGUUGGCGGCCGGUGGAUGUUGAUGUUGAUGUUGAUGUUGCCAAAUCCCUAAUAGCCACCGUUGUUGAGCCUUCAACGUUCAGCAACAUCCUUCAUGCCUGCCAGUCGACCGCAGGAUGGUUGACUUCAAGCCCACCUCUCACUUAA
Nezara viridula (southern green stink bug) is the source of this 267-nucleotide messenger RNA. Lineage: Eukaryota; Metazoa; Arthropoda; Insecta; Hemiptera; Pentatomidae. The record is from the annotation of a GenBank genome assembly.